UACAAAUUGAACUGCAAAUGGAGGAAACAUCAAAAAUUCAUCGCGGAAGCUGUGCUAGCAGAAAAUUUGUCAAUUGUGAACCGUCAUCAUCGUCACGUUGGCGAGUGAGACAACGAAUUGUUGAGUAUCGUCAACAAGAUUUCAAAAGUUCAGCAAAUAUUCGCUCGAUUUGUCGUCGAGAAGUGCUUCCGGAUUCAGAUUCAGAAUCCUCUUCCGGUUCGUCGCCGACAGAUUCUGCUGCUGACGGUGUUGAGGAUGGUGACGGCAAUGAGCCGAAGACGUACAGUGAUGUGGCCGAUAAGACUGUGCGCUCGCCUGUUCGCAUAGCCAGUUGUAGCUGUGAACUUGUGUUCACUUCGAAUGCCGAAUCAAGGCAUGCAUCGGUGACGCUGAUCAUUACGAUGAAUCCAAGAGGUGUACGUAAAGGAUCGUUACCAGAACGCACGUACAACGGUGGUGCUGCUGAGAGCUUUGUUGGCAAAUCACACACAAAAGCAUCGUAUCGCAUUCAGAAAGCGUUCAGUGUUAACGAAAACGAAAUUUCAAUGGCGGAUGCUGCAGGCGAUGAUCAUCUGCCGUCUGAUGCGGUGAAUGAAAAUCUGAUCGGAAAGGAAGAUAGUCCACCGUCGGUGGCGCUCGUUGAGCCGUCAGAAUUUGACGGUGCCGAAGGCACGGGUGGGUGUGCUGUGGUUAUUUGUUGUUAUUGUGCUCGUUACGGUCGCCAUUUCGAUUGUUAUUUUCAAUAUCUGAAAAAUGCAGCUUACUUUCAAUAG
This is a messenger RNA of Anisakis simplex (herring worm), 773 nucleotides long. The record is from the annotation of a GenBank genome assembly. Lineage: Eukaryota; Metazoa; Nematoda; Chromadorea; Rhabditida; Anisakidae.